Messenger RNA from Zerene cesonia (dogface butterfly), 2006 nucleotides. Its product is annotated as zinc finger protein 252-like. The record is from RefSeq and is a predicted model, not a curated record. The annotation marks the transcript as partial. Gene Ontology annotation, biological process: regulation of transcription by RNA polymerase II. Gene Ontology annotation, molecular function: RNA polymerase II cis-regulatory region sequence-specific DNA binding; DNA-binding transcription factor activity, RNA polymerase II-specific; zinc ion binding. NCBI's taxonomy places the organism in Eukaryota, Metazoa, Arthropoda, Insecta, Lepidoptera, Pieridae. The transcript has 15 exons. Gene Ontology annotation, cellular component: nucleus.
CGAAUGAAUGUAUUACAGAUUUCUUUACAUUAAGUUUAUAGCUAAUUAGAUCAAUAGAAAUGGCCAGGGGAAGGUUGUAAUUAAUUUUUUAGUAGUGAAUUCUUUAGAAAUUGUUUUUUUGUAGAGAUGUAGACAUUUUUAAACAUAAAAAGAAGUUGAAAUAAAAGAUUGACUUCAAACAAAAAGUGGAUCUGGUUCCACUGAUGGCAAAAAAAAUAAAUAACGUCCAAUUAAUUUCUAAGAUGACAGAGCAUUGCUAUAUUUGUAAUAAACAGGAUGGAGGGGUGGAGAAAACUAAGAUUAACAUAUUUGAAACCAAGACACCUAUGUCAGGGAGUAAAAUAUUUGAACUGUUAUUGGAAAUAUCAGGAACUGAAGUGCAACAGGAGUGCAAAGAGAGCAAUAAUUUGUGUGCAAAGUGCUAUAAGUCACUUCUCGAAUAUGAUUAUCUUUUGGCUAGGCUGAAUGAAAUGAAAUCAACAAUCCGAGAUAACAUACUGAAAUCAGAACAGAUGCGAAACAUCAAAAAGGAAUUGAAAGUGGAAGAGGCGAGGCCCAAAGAGGUUAAAAAUAACAUAAAGCUGGUGUUGCCGGCGUCAAAGUUGCAGCCUUUACCACCCGGGUUUGAUUUGAGAGUUAAAACUUCCAGCUGGGGUAAUGUGACAGCUAGUGUCCCAACAAGUCUGUCAUCGGUGUCCAGUUUACCCAAUUUCACACAAUCAAAUACCAACACAACAGAAUUGAUAUCAACAAUAAAAACAGAAAUGGAUAUAAAUCAAAUAUCAAAUAUGCCAAGAGUGAUAAUAGAGCCUGAAACUAUUGCAACUCUACUAAAUAAAGGCAAUUUCACUUUAAACAGCAUAACCAAGGGCUAUGUGACAGUCACAAAUCAACAUAAAGAUGAAGAGAACCAUGAGGAGAAACCCAUGGAGAUUGAUGAAGAUGCAGUGGUAAUAGAGAGUGAAAACGGCCCCAUAAUAGGCGUGGUGUCGGGACAGAAGUUUAUAUAUGGGGACAACGAGAUCUCGCUGGUCGUGCCCCACGACGACGGCAGCUUGGACAAUAAUGACGAUCAAGACUCAAACUCGGAGGCGCACAUAGAGUUGCAAAUGUCAGGCGACGAGGAAACGGCCAACGCUAUCAUCGCCGCCGCCAAUGAACAAGGUGCCUUCAUCAAAGUCGACUCCGGCGAAAUGUAUGAAGUGAAAUCUGUUGAGAGUAAAAUCGAAGAUAGUAGCGCUACUAGUGAGAUACCUAUACAAAUGGUGGAGCAGGAGGGUGAUAAAUUUAAAUGUUUGCUCUGCGCGAAAAAUUCAAAAAUAGACUCGCCACCAGAGCUGAUGGAGGAAGCGGUGGCGAUGAUGAAGCACCUGAAGGCGGCGCACGGCGCGCGCCUGUACAUCUGCCAGUGCGGCGCCAUGCUGCGGCGCCGCGCGGACUACGCGCUGCACGUAGAGCAACACGCCGAGAAAUCAAAUAAGAUAUUACAAACUGUCGACAAGAGUAAAUCUCACGAGUGUAACGUAUGUAAUAAAAAAUUCAGUUCUCGAUUACUGCUAACCGAACACACAAACAUACACACAGGCAAGCGACCGUACAGCUGCGAUAUAUGCAAUAAAUCGUUCGCGUCGAGAUAUACGCAGCAGUCGCAUCUCAAAACGCACCUUGAACGUCCCCGGCCAUUCAAAUGCAACGAGUGUGGAAAGUCGUUCUUCACACAACACAACCUGCAUCACCACGAGAAAAUACACUCGGGCACCAAGGACUUUGUGUGUAACGUUUGUGGCAAAGCGUUCGGCAGCCAGCACAACCUGGAGGUGCACGGCGUGGUGCACUCGGGCCGGAAGCCGUUCGUGUGCACGGUCUGCCAGAAGGGGUUCGCGCGCCGCGCCGAGGUGCGCGACCACAUGCGCGUGCACACCGGCGAACGGCCGUUCGAGUGCGAGACGUGCGGCGCGCGCUUCUCGCAGCGCUCGAACCUGCACUCGCACCGCCGCGCCACGCAC